This is a messenger RNA of Solanum lycopersicum (tomato), 1008 nucleotides long. Its product is annotated as pentatricopeptide repeat-containing protein At4g21190. The record is from RefSeq and is a predicted model, not a curated record. Gene Ontology annotation, molecular function: protein binding. NCBI's taxonomy places the organism in Eukaryota, Viridiplantae, Streptophyta, Magnoliopsida, Solanales, Solanaceae.
AAACGAACGGCGACGGCGGCAGGAGUUUCAACUGAUGCUUUUUCUUUCCCACCGAGAAUGCUUUGUCUGAGGUAUUCUCCGGUAAUUUUUCCUACUAGAAGACAGGAAACAGUUCAGCUCCCCAAGAACUAUAAUCGUAACGUUGUGGUGUGCGAAGCUAAAGGUCCACGACCAAGGUAUCCUCGAGUGUGGAAAACAAAAAAGAAAAUAGGGACCAUUUCCAAGUCACUGAAGCUUGUUGAGUGUAUAAAGGGAUUAUCAAAUGUCAAGGAAGAAGUCUACGGAGCGCUUGAUUCAUUCAUUGCAUGGGAACUGGAGUUCCCUUUGAUUACAGUGAAGAAAGCAUUAAAAAUUCUUGAGAAUGAAAAAGAGUGGAAAAGGAUAAUUCAGGUGACAAAGUGGAUGUUGAGUAAAGGUCAAGGGAGAACAAUGGGAAGCUAUUUUGCAUUGUUAAACGCCUUGGCUGAGGAUGGAAGACUUGAGGAAGCUGAAGAGCUUUGGCUGAAACUAUUCUCUCAGAAUCUGGAAAGCAUGCCUCGUAUUUUCUUUCAGAAAAUGAUAGCCAUAUAUUAUCACAAGGAGAUGAAUGAGAAGAUGUUUGAGAUAUUCGCAGACAUGGAAGAGCUUGGUAUUAGGCCAACUGUGCCAGUUGUCAAAAUGGUGGGAAAUGUUUUUCAGAAACUGGGAAUGUUGGACAAGUACCAGAAAUUAAAUAAGAAAUAUCCACCUCCAAAGUGGGAAUAUCGAUACAUAAAAGGGAAGAGGGUUAAAAUAAGAACAAAAGAUCUUGAUAAAUCUCACGAUCAUGAUGUUGAAAGUAACUCUGAAGAGGUAGAUGAGUCUGAGUUCGACGAGAACUCACAAGAUCAAGAAAAUGAAGAUUAUGUAGAGCAAAUCGAAGACGCUGAAGAGUGUGAACCUGCUGAAGUAUCAGUUGUAUCUAGUGAAACAAGGGAAUCCUCUAUGUCAACUUAAUGAUUUGAAUUCCUAUAAAGUUAUCAUUCGUUC